Molecule: messenger RNA, 1994 nt
Organism: Pungitius pungitius (ninespine stickleback)
Lineage: Eukaryota; Metazoa; Chordata; Actinopteri; Perciformes; Gasterosteidae
Product: dimethylaniline monooxygenase [N-oxide-forming] 2-like
Exons: 8
Coding region: 28-1425 (465 amino acids)
Molecular function (GO): NADP binding; N,N-dimethylaniline monooxygenase activity; flavin adenine dinucleotide binding
Source: RefSeq, a predicted model, not a curated record
CUGUCCCUGUGCGGGGGGAGGCCCGUCAUGGUGCACAGGGUAGCAGUGAUCGGAGCCGGCCCCUCGGGUCUCUCCAGCGUGAAGGCCUGUCUGGACGAGGGCCUGCUGCCCACCUGCUUCGAAAGCAGCGAUGACCUGGGCGGGCUGUGGAGGUUCAAGGAAGUGUCCGAGCCCAACCGCGCCAACAUCUACCGAUCCCUCACCAUCAACACCUCCAAGGAGAUGAUCUGCUUCAGCGACUUCCCCAUCCCAGCAGACUACCCCAACUACAUGCACCACUCCAAGAUCCUCAGCUACUUCAAGAUGUACGCAGAGCACUUCCACCUGCUGCAGCACAUCCGCUUCCAGACCUCGGUGAAGACGAUCAAAGAGAGGCCCGACUUCAGCCGCUCCGGGCAGUGGGAGGUGGUGACGGAGGGGGGGGGCGGGCAGCAGGAGAAGCACGUCUUCGAUGCGGUCAUCUGCUGCUCGGGUCACUACACCUACCCCAACCUGCCACUCAAAGACUUCCCAGGUGAGCUCUUCCAGCUGCUGCCCGCCAACAUCAUGAACUGGCUGGGCGAGAAGAAGGUCAACGCCAUGUACGACCACACCAUGUACGCCCUGAAGCCCAAACACAGACUCUUCAGUCAGAUCCCAGUGAUCAACGAUGAUCUGCCCUUCAGGAUCCUGUCCGGCUCGGUCAUCCUCAAACCCAACGUGAAGGAGAUCCGUGCCUCCUCCGUGCUGUUUGACGAUGGCAGCGCCGUGGAGGACGUGGACACCAUCGUGUUCGCCACGGGUUACAACUACGAUUUCCCUUACAUGCCGAGCAGCGCCGUGUACCGGUCCGGCCAUCGCGUGGGUCUGUACAAGCACAUCUUCCCCCCCAACCUGGAGCAUCCCACCCUGGCUGUGGUGGGCUUCAUCCACGCCCUGGGAGCCAUCAUGCCUCAGGCGGAGAUUCAGGCUCGCUGGGUUGCACGCGUCUUCAAAGGUGAGGCGAAGUUUAUCCUCCACCUCCAGCUAACGUCAAACUCUGGGCGUGUCCACAGCUACAUCGUGUCCAAGCUGGCGCCACUGCACGUGGACUUUGUGUCCUACAUGGACGAGGUAGCCGCAGAGGUCGGGGCGCGGCCAAGUCUGCUGUGGCUGUUCUUCACGGACUACCAGCUGUUCAAGAGGAUCCUGUGGGGACCCGUGUCCGCCUACCAGUACCGCCUGGUGGGCCCGGGGAAGUGGGCCGGAGCCCGCCGGGCGAUCUUCACCCAGUUCGACCGCAUGUUCAAGCCGUUGAAAACGAGAGAGCUGGAGGUGGAGCAGGCCUCCGUGUCCAGCCGCCUGAUGAAGCUGAGCCUCACUGCCGUGGCUGGAGCGGCGGCCGUCUACUACGUCCACGUGCGUGACCCCACCCUGCUGUCUAAGCUCCGCCCACAAACAGCCUGACCGGACGAAGACAAUCCAUGACCUUGAAAUCCAAGUGGCUAAAUUGAGCAAUCAUUAGUUUAGUUAUAUACAUUUGAACAUUUCAUUCUGUGACUCUCAUGGUCUGGGGUCCAAUCCCAGUCCCCCCCCCCCAAACCCCCAAAUCCCCAAGGACUCCCUCUAACUCCCCAAGGAGUUUACCCAUAAGUCAUUGCAAUGUGGAAUGUGAGGCUUUUGUUUCAUUUAAAAUUAAAAAUGGUAUAUUUUAAUAUUGAGCACCAGAUAUAUAUAAUCAGUCAUAAAAUAAUUAACAAAAUAUCUCAAUGGAUCAGAUCAGAGUUGUUAUACAGUCCAACAUCUUUUUAAAGCAGAUGAAGCAGCUGCAGUUUGUGGUGCUGCUGAACUUAAAUCUUGGUGUAAAUCUAAUUUGUAUUCAUAUUGGACAAAACAUUACUAAGCAUUUAAUUCAGGGCUUUUGUAUUACAUCACACUGCAUUAGCUUUAUCAUUUUAGGAGGAGGAGGUUGGAUACAGUAACAAAUAAUAAACAGUUAAUAUCUUAACACAUUCCACACACAUCUACUGUUUGUC